This is a messenger RNA of Malassezia pachydermatis, 696 nucleotides long. RefSeq lists its product as hypothetical. The transcript has a single exon. The record is from RefSeq and is a predicted model, not a curated record. The coding region runs from base 1 to 696 and encodes 231 amino acids. NCBI's taxonomy places the organism in Eukaryota, Fungi, Basidiomycota, Malasseziomycetes, Malasseziales, Malasseziaceae.
AUGCCUCUCGAUGUGGCAGGUGCCAAGCGGCCACCUUCUCCUACCAACGAUGCCCCGACACAGCGUGUCCGCUUAGACAGAAAGGAUGUGAGCAUUGCGCUAGAGUACCAGCGUCAUAUUCAGCGCGUCACCGCCUUUGUUGUCGUGAGCACGACGUGGGCCCUGGAUACCCCGCUGCCAUGCCAUGUCCUUCAAAAGGAGAACGAUACCAUUCUUCACUUUUCUCAUGCAUCGUUGGAAGAUAUCUACAUACGUACGCCAUGGCCGAUUCUGCUAGGGACGUACACGGCGGCGUGGUCGGAUGGGUACGUGCUGACGAUGCCCACCGCCGCAGCCUCGCGCAUGCCGCCGAUCAUUGUGAGUACGCCAUGGCUCGCGUUGCAGGAGCCGGUCUAUGGACUGGCCUGUGGAUCGUGUGGUGCAGAUGUUGUGCGUUUUGCUGGGCCGUCGCAACUUCGUGCCUUGCCAUCGGAGGGCUGGGAAGAGCUGGUCGAUGCGUGGAUGUGCCACGGUGAUCAGCGGCUCAAUGUCAGUGUCGCCCGUGGGCGCGAAGACGUAGACAUGCAUCGAAUUCCAGCCGAGGACGAAGUAUGGGUCGGCACUAUGCUGCUCAAAACGUCCAAUGCACCGCUUGUCCCAGGCGCUAUCGAUGUGGGCGAGACGACGUGGACUCUCCAGGAGGUACGUAUCUACUGA